Messenger RNA from Fimicolochytrium jonesii, 492 nucleotides. Its product is annotated as putative negative regulator sulfur controller-3. NCBI's taxonomy places the organism in Eukaryota, Fungi, Chytridiomycota, Chytridiomycetes, Spizellomycetales, Powellomycetaceae. Bases 1 to 492 code for a protein of 163 amino acids. The transcript is spliced from 3 exons. Gene Ontology annotation, molecular function: cullin family protein binding. Gene Ontology annotation, biological process: SCF-dependent proteasomal ubiquitin-dependent protein catabolic process; mitotic cell cycle. The record is from RefSeq and is a predicted model, not a curated record. Gene Ontology annotation, cellular component: nucleus; cytoplasm.
AUGUCCGUCAUACUCGAAGCGUCGGACAACCAGCAGUUCACGAUCGAGAAGGUCGUAGCCGAACGGUCUGUUCUACUCAAGAACAUGCUGGAAGACGUCGGAGACGCCAGCGAGCCUAUACCACUCCCCAAUGUCUCCAGCUCCAUCCUCAAGAGAGUCAUAGACUACUGCACGCACCAUAAGGACGACCCCGUGGCAGCUACAGAGGACGAUAAGGACGCUUUCGAGUCGUCGCGGAAGAAGCCAGAGGAUAUUGACGAGUGGGAUGCGAACUUUAUCAAGGGGACAAAUGACGAGCUGUUUGACAUCAUCCUUGCCGCAAACUACCUGGAUAUCAAGAGUCUGUUGGACCUGGGAUGCAAAACGGUGGCGAAUAUGCUUAAGGGCAAGACUCCGGAGCAGAUUAGAGAAAUGUUCAACAUUGAGAAUGAUUUCACACCCGAAGAGGAGGACCAAAUUAGGAGGGAAAAUGAGUGGGCUGCCGAUGCGUAG